AUGCUUAGACAAUUAAACAAUUUAUCAAAAUUUACUACUUCUUCCAUAAAAUAUGCUGCUAAUAACACUGCUGCAGUCUUGAUAAGUCUAAGUGCUUCUUCAAAAGACGACUCCACUGUUCCUUCACCUCAACUACUUGCUUAUUGGAUUAGUGAGACACAAAGGGGCUUGGACGCUUUUUUUAACGACGACUUCGAGUUGGCAAACACUAUUUUCCUUCAACAUCAUCAAGAAUCACCAUUUCACGCAGUUGGGUUUGCACUUGUUGCUUAUGUGGAAGCCAUGCUUGGUUUUGAAUCAGAUAAAAUCCAAAUAGCACUUGAUCGAAUUGCAGCAGCAGAAAUCUUGGCAAGGCAGUUUUCUAAAAAAGCGCGAAAAAGAACUUGGAGCAGUAACAAAUCAACACAGAAAAAACAACAUCAUGAAGAAGACCCCAUCACGUUUGUCUCGUUCGAUCAUCCUACCAACACAAAAUCCUCGCAUCGGUCGAGUGCACCAGAGAUUCAAUACGAUUUAUUGGCUACCAGCUGUAUGCUCAUGUCCUCCACUAUCCAAUUCUUGAGAAACAGCUGGUUUGAAUACAUGAAAGCAGCCUAUAAACUUCGGAAAGCCUACAAACUAUACGAACAAAUGUUUGAAUCGAUCACAGGCCAAAAGGCUUCAGAAUAUGCUUCUCAUCUAAAAAAGUCGAAACAGCAAAAACCAUCUUUUGAGGCGUCAUCCUUGACGACCCUGUUGACAAAUUCACCUCAGAUACGUGCUUCUUGGACAGAGAGACGACUCAGUUUGAUUCAUAUACCCACCGAAAGUCCCGAUACACAUCGAGCCUCAUCCUCACCUACCCUUGUCGUAGAUCCCACCCAUAAAUCGAGACCAUUAUCCACCGUCAGGAGUUCGUUUGAUGCAAUAGAUACAUCGUAUCUGGUGAUCGACAAUGCCAUUGAAAGUGGCGUCUUUUUUGGUAUUGGGUUGUUUAGCUUGAUCUUUUCGUUACUUCCGCCUCGAGUGAACAAAAUCCUCAACACACUUGGAUUUCAUUCGUCUCGUCCGUUUGCAUUGGAUUUACUCCUCAGAUCAUUUAGAAGUCAAGGCCUUUAUUCGUCGUUAUCAGCACUUUCGUUACUUGCGUAUUAUACCAACUUGUCUCUGUUUAUCCAUCCCAAGUUAUUACCCAAUUCGCUCAGCCUCGAAACUGCAAGACAUACUCUGGAUCAAAUGAAACUGACUUUUCCUCAAGGAAAAAUUUGGAAAUUGCUCGAAGGAAAAUUAUGUAAAAUGGAAGGCAAGACAAGACGUGGCGUAGAAAUAUUACGGGAUGCUAGGCGUAGAGAGAACACGCGUGUGGAUCUAGUGAUGUCUAGUAACAGCAAUAGUAGUUAUCAUUAUCAACAACAAAAGAACAAGAAAAAAUCAGCAUCCACAAGCCUUGAAUUAGUUCAACUUCAAGCAUUAGCUGUCUAUGAGAUGGGAUGGGGCCAAAUAUUUCUGGGUGAUUAUUUUCAGGCAGCAGAGACCUUCUUUCGUCUAGAGAGUAUGAACAAUUGGUCUCGAGCAUUUUAUCACUAUAUUGCUACCUGUUGUAUGUUUGCUGACGAAGAAUACGAAAAAUCUGCUUUGGAGUUCAUGCAAAUACCAGGUAUUCUUAAACGCAAAAGACAUUUGGGCGGUCGUCUAUUACCCAAUGAGAUCUUUGCAGAACGAAAAAUCAAGCAUUGGAAAUCCAAAAACAAAGGCCAGUGCUUGGAUGGACCUGAUCUGAAGCGCGUUGUCGUGGCUCAUCCACUAUGGGAGUUGAUUUAUUUAUGGAAUGGAUUCUCUCAGUUGGAUCAAGAGACACUGACAGUCAUGAAACAGACGAUUGAAACAACACUGGUUACGAUAUCCAAACAAGACAUUGGUAAUGACUUACCAUUACUUUAUCUGUUGCUGGGUGUAAGUGUACGAGAGUUGGGCGAUAUGGACCUGGCGGACUAUUAUUUACGUCAAGCCAUUCUUUCUGAUGAUGGUACAAGUGAAGAUUGCUGGGUUAUUCCUCAUGUAUUGUAUGAAAUGGCCUGUUUGUGUUGUUUUCAAAUGAUGCAGCCAUCUAUGACAAAACUGCAACAAAAAAAGCUUUAUAAAGAAGCACAUGAAUGGAUCACCAAGUCAGAAAAACAUUUGCAACACCGCCAACAACAACAACAACAACAACAACAACAACAACAGCAGCAGCAGCAGCAACAACAACAACAAAGUCAACCACCUCAAUACGAUACUUCAGUAACUUCAGACAAUACAGGUGAUUCUGAUUGGGAUAGUCGAUUGCAUGUGCGUUGUCAACUGUUGAUUGAAAAACUAGAUGACUUUCUCUAA
Messenger RNA from Gilbertella persicaria, 2352 nucleotides. RefSeq lists its product as uncharacterized. The record is from RefSeq and is a predicted model, not a curated record. Gene Ontology annotation, cellular component: nucleus; cytosol; mitochondrial outer membrane. Gene Ontology annotation, molecular function: protein binding. The transcript has 4 exons. Lineage: Eukaryota; Fungi; Mucoromycota; Mucoromycetes; Mucorales; Choanephoraceae. Bases 1 to 2352 code for a protein of 783 amino acids.